AUGUCUCUAUUCAUCAACGAAUCUACCGGUGUGGACGGUGUGUCCGCAACGGGAACUGAAGAGCAGCCCUUCAAGAGCCCUGCCUAUGCGCUGUUUACGGCUCGCGAGGCAAGCGAGGAGCCAAAGCUUCUAGUGUUCAAGCAAGAUGCCGAAAAAGGUGAUGGCUUCGUGGAAAUCUCGGCCAGUGCCCUAAAGAAAGCACGCAAAGGGUGUGAGGGCCUGGUGAAAAAGCAGGCCAAGCAACUUGAGCAGGAAAAAAGAAAGCAGGAACAAGAAGAAAAAGAAGCUGCGAAGAAACUUGAAAGCUUGAACAUUACUAUACAGCAAGACUGUUCUCUUCCAGAAGCCCAGAAAUGCAAAAUUGCCAAAUCAUACGACGCUGUCGACCAAAGAGUAAAGGUUUCCGGUUGGGUUCACAGAUUGCGGUCAGGCAAAAACCACGUUUUCGUCGUCUUGAGGGACGGUACUGGAUUCUUGCAAGCUGUGCUCACCGGCGACCUAGCCCUUGCUUAUCAAACUUCUACUUUGACUCUAGAGUCUACUAUUACGCUAUAUGGUAACGUCAGCAAGCUUCCUGAAGGGAAGGUUGCUCCUGGCGGGGUCGAGCUGCUGGUCGACUACUAUGAAAUUGUAUCUUUGGCGCCAUCAGGCGAGGAUGCCUUCACUAACAAGAUCGCGGAAGGUGCCGAUCCAUCACUGCUGUUGGACCAACGUCACCUUGCCCUACGAGGUGAGACUUUGUCGGCCGUUAUGAAGGUGCGUGCUGCUUUCUUGCGUUCCAUUCGUCGUUUCUACGAUGAGGAGAGUAUUUGUGAAGUGACUCCACCAUGCAUGGUUCAAACUCAAGUUGAAGGUGGUUCAACCCUAUUCAAGCUAGGUUACUACGGCGAGGAGGCAUUCCUAACACAGUCUUCACAGCUUUACUUAGAGACCUGUUUGGCGAGUCUCGGUGAUGUCUACUGUAUUCAGGAAUCGUUCAGAGCCGAGAAAUCUCACACCAGAAGACAUUUGUCUGAAUAUACUCACAUUGAGGCCGAAUUGUGCUUUUUGAGCUUCGAGGACUUGCUUGCGCAUCUCGAAAAACUCAUCACCAAGACCAUCCAAUAUGUUUUGGAGGACCCUGUCGCUGGACCACUCGUUAAGCAAUUGAACCCUACAUUCAAGGCUCCUACUAUGCCAUUCAUGAGAUUGGAGUACAAAGAUGCUAUCACCUGGUUGAACGAUCACGACAUCAAGAACGAGGAGGGCGAAGCUUUCAAAUUUGGAGAUGACAUUGCUGAAGCCGCUGAAAGAAAAAUGACAGACACUAUCGGUCUCCCAAUUUUCUUGACCAGGUUCCCACUUGAGAUCAAGUCCUUCUACAUGAAACGCUGUCCAGAUGAUCUCAGUGUCACUGAGUCGGUCGAUGUUCUCAUGCCAAACGUAGGUGAAAUUACUGGUGGUUCUAUGAGAAUCGAAUCAACGGAAGAGCUGAUGGCCGGUUUCGCUCGUGAGGGAAUCAGUGCCGAUCCUUACUACUGGUUUGUUGACCAAAGGAAAUAUGGUUCUUGUCCUCAUGGUGGUUACGGUAUUGGUACCGAACGUAUUCUAGCCUGGUUGUGCGACAGAUACACCGUUAGAGACUGUUCCCUCUACCCUCGUUUCACUGGUAGAUGUAAGCCAUGA
Messenger RNA from Lachancea meyersii CBS 8951, 1665 nucleotides. Lineage: Eukaryota; Fungi; Ascomycota; Saccharomycetes; Saccharomycetales; Saccharomycetaceae. The record is from the annotation of a GenBank genome assembly.